AUGUUCAAAAAGAAAAGAAAUAGGAAAACAAAAAAAUUCACACAACCUCUGCUAUAUAAACAUAAAGCCACAUAUUUUACACCCAUCAGUUUUCUUCAUCGACUUAGAACUCUCAAAUUCUUUGGUGAUCUUUUUGGCUAUAAAAUUAGAAAGGAAAAACUCUCUAAUUCUUCACUUCAUACAUACAUCAAGCGGCCAAAGUCUAAACAGAGAAAGAAAAGUCAGUGGGUCAGAAAAGAUUCUUGGGUUGGGAGGAUCAUCAUAUUUGGAGUGAUCAUGUUUACCAUUUCUAAGGGAUUUGCUGUUAUAUCUGCAACUAAGAACCUCCAACUACCGUUCAUAGAAGACAUUUGCAUCAGGGCGCACAAGAUUUUUGGAAUGGGUGGUUUCGGAAAAUCAGAUCCUCUGCAGUCCAACAUGCCUCUAUUGAACCAGCUCAUGAUAAGGGAGUACAAGAAACUCAAGAGACAUGCUUUGAGACUCAACCUUCAUAUACCCAAGGAUUAAGUGCUGGGAAAAAAAAAGGCAGAGGGAAGGCCAAGGGAGGAAAAGGAAAGGGUAUGUUGAUUGAAAUAUAUAAGGGAAGGUAAACAUUUACACUACUUAUUGCUAUUACCAAUAGUUAUUCUAGUUAUUUCUUAGACUUCGACAAGUGUAGCUUAAUUAAUCAUCACUUAUUAGUUUUAGGGUUUAGGGUUUAUUUAUGAAACAUGUGUUUAUAAUUUCACUAUAGGAAACAAUAGAAAACAAAAAGGCUGUUGUUGAACAGGAAAACCUUGAUGUCAAUGAUUGGGAUAUAUAUAAGGAGGUGAUUGCCCCUAGUCAUGGUCGUCUUCUUGGUUUAGGCGGUGGCGUCAAAGCUAAAGAUGUAUACUACGCCUCAACUAACCAAAACUGUAAUAAGCGUAGGUGCGUGGAAUUGGAAGAAAAUCAUGGGCAUUUGAAAGAGGAAUUGAAUGAUGUCAAAGGUCAAUUGAGCACUUUGCAACAACAAGUUCAAAUGCUGAUUAACAAUAACCCACAAAAUUCUGCUCACUGUGCAAGGCAAUCACCUAAUGCGGACAAUGUUGCAAGUUGUUCUGAUGCUUAUCUUAGUGACAAUGUCGUGGAGCAGCCCAACUAGUUCUUUUAUCAUCUCCCAAAUACAUUUUAUUUAGUAAUGUCAGACUUAGAAAUUAUAUUCAAAUUUAAGAAGUUGGAGACAUA
Molecule: messenger RNA, 1206 nt
Organism: Prunus avium (sweet cherry)
Lineage: Eukaryota; Viridiplantae; Streptophyta; Magnoliopsida; Rosales; Rosaceae
Source: RefSeq, a predicted model, not a curated record